GAGGCAGAUAGAAAACACGUUCAUGCUGUGUGUUGUUCCUGAUGGUUGCACGUUCGAGCAGACAAAUAAAGUUAAUGUAAAAGAGGAAGCCGACCCUCCAUCAUUUCACAUCAUGCCUUCCUCCAGCGGUGUCCUGAGUGAAGAUCAGCUCCAGUGCUCCAUCUGUCUGGAUGUGUUCACUGAUCCAGUCACGACUCCAUGUGGACACAACUUCUGUAUGAUCUGUCUCAAAGAGUACUGGGACAGCAGUUCACACUGUCAGUGUCCAAUGUGUAAAGAGGAAUUCCCUAAACGACCUCAACUACGUGUGAAUACGUUCAUCUCUGAACUUGCUGCUCCAUUUAAGAAGGCAGUUCAGGUGAAAUCCAUUAGCGCUGCAGAAAAACCCACACAAUCUGUGGUGCUCUGUGACGUCUGCUGUGAAAAGAAAUGUGCAGCCGUGAAGUCCUGCCUGAUCUGUAUGACCUCUUACUGCAAGACUCACCUGGAACCUCAUGAGAGAAUUUCUUCUUUUAUGAAGCACAGACUGAUGGAUCCUGUGGAGAACCUGGAGGACUACAUCUGCCUGAAGCAUGAGAGACCCCUGGAGCUGUUCUGUAGAGACGACCAGACGUGUGUGUGUCAGUUUUGUACUGAGGGAGAACACAGAACUCAUAACACUGUUCCUAUAGAGGAGGAGAGUGAAGAGAAGAAGACUGAGUUGGGAAAGACACAAGUGGAAGUUCAGCAGAUGAUCCAGGAGCGAGUGAAGAAGAUUGAGGAAAUCAGACACUCUGUAGAACUUAAUAAAAAAAACACAGAGAAGGAGAAAGCAGACAGUGUGAAGGUCUUCAGUGCUCUGAUGUGCUGCAUUGAGAGAAGCCAGGCUGAGCUGCUUAAGGUGAUGGAGGAGAAGCAGAAAGCAGCAGAGAUGCAGGCUGAAGAGUUCAUUAAAGAGCUGGAGCAGGAAAUCACUGAGCUAAAGAGGAGAAACACUGAGCUGGAGCAGCUCUCACACACUGAGGAUCACCUCCACCUCCUACAGAUUUACCCGUCACUGUGCAGCCCUCCACACACCCAGGACUGGACUGGCAUCACAAUUAACCCUCAUCUGAGUGAGGAGACUCUGAGGAGAGCUCUGUCUCAGCUUCAGGAAACUCUCAGUGAGGAAAUGCAGAAGGUUGAAGAGAUUAAACUGAAGAGAAUUCAACAAUAUGCAGUGGAUGUGACUCUGGAUCCUGAUACAGCUCAUCCGUAUCUCAUCCUGUCUGAUGAUGGGAAACAAGUGAAACAUGGAGACAAGAGACAGAAUCUCCCUGAUAACCCAGAGAGGUUUAAUUGCUAUGUCUAUGUUUUGGGAAAGGAGGGAUUCUCCUCAAGGAGAUUUUACUUUGAGGUGCAGGUCAGAGGGAAGACUAAGUGGAUUUUAGGAGUGGCCAGAGAGUCCAUUAACAGGAAAGGGGAGAUCACAGCCAGUCCUGAUGCUGGAUGCUGGAGUGUGUGUCUGAGGAAUGAGACUGAAUAUAAAGCUUAUGACUCUCCUCGUGUCUCCCUCUCCUUGAAACAGGCUCCUCAGAAGGUGGGGGUGUUUGUGGAUUAUGAGGAGGGUCUGAUCUCCUUCUAUGAUGUUGAUGCAAAAUCUCACAUCUACUCUUUCACUGGUCAGAAUUUCACUGAAAAACUUUAUCCAUACUUCUGUCCCUGUCUCAAUGAUGGAGGUAAAAAUUCAGCAUCACUGAUCAUCUGCCCUGUUCAGCAGAUCUAAUCUUCACUUUUAUUUUAUUUUAGUUUUCAUGCUGUCUUGCAUCAGAUGGAGUUGUUGCAAGCUUUAAAUGCUCUUACAUCUCAUUUUAAAUGGAAUAUAUUUUGCUGUCUUUUUCCUGUCAAAGUAUUCUGUUGGGCAUCAUGGCAUGAAAUUAAUUUUAUUUCUGAAAUCUUUCUAUUGCAUUUUUUUUUAAAAUUAUCUCAUGGUUUAAGGGACACAGUCUUGAAAAUCAUGACCGUGAUCAUGGACACAGACACUUCAUACCCAUACAUACAGUAUAAUAUGGAGUUAAUCUUUCUCAAAGGAUAUGGAAUGAAAAUAUGUUUUGACUUCUGAAAAAUGUUCACAGAAGCAUGACUCAUUCUCUGAGCAUUAAUAAUUCUCUUUAACGCAGUAAUUGUUUGUUUGCUGUGGGAUAAAACGCUUCUGAACAUGUUCUUAUUGGAAAAUAAACUUCAGGAUGGUAACAGUGACUCCGCUUUGUGACAUCAGCACAACACCAAGUGUUUUAUUCCCUGCAUAGAUCAUUAAUGCAGAUAUAAUGCUUUACGAUGUUUUUAAUUGAGAGCUGCAUUUUCA
Messenger RNA from Neoarius graeffei (lesser salmon catfish), 2323 nucleotides. RefSeq names its product E3 ubiquitin-protein ligase TRIM39-like. The transcript is spliced from 7 exons. The record is from RefSeq and is a predicted model, not a curated record. NCBI's taxonomy places the organism in Eukaryota, Metazoa, Chordata, Actinopteri, Siluriformes, Ariidae. Bases 23 to 1744 code for a protein of 573 amino acids. Gene Ontology annotation, molecular function: zinc ion binding; protein binding.